Messenger RNA from Eufriesea mexicana, 383 nucleotides. RefSeq lists its product as uncharacterized. The transcript has a single exon. The coding region runs from base 78 to 383 and encodes 101 amino acids. NCBI's taxonomy places the organism in Eukaryota, Metazoa, Arthropoda, Insecta, Hymenoptera, Apidae. The record is from RefSeq and is a predicted model, not a curated record.
UCGCCCUGUUUCAACAGCGUAAGCCUCGGGAUCCUCUGCGAGGCCAGAACGCUGCCUCGUCGGUACCCCUGCUCGAGAUGGGCGCCAGAGCAUGGGAUUACGAGGCACUGCCGGAACUCCACACCUCGACGGCUGUCACGCCGACCUCCACGCCGCCGAAUGCACAGCAGAAGACGCAUUCGCCGAGGGUCUACUUCCAGGCAGAGAAUUUGGCCUCGACCAGGAGACGGAGCAGCUCCAGGUUACUCGCGCCUCAGACCUCGUGCAGGAGACGCAGCAGGAGCAUGAGCGCAUGGAGUGACCUGUCAAGAUCGUCGUUCAAGCUCGAUGAAAGGUGGGUCGUUGAUGUUAGAAACGUGCAAGCCGAUAGGUUGAAUGGUUGA